UCCAUACUCUAUCUUUUGCUUUCCUCAUCCACGCCACCAUGUCUUCCUGCUGCGGUAACAACAAGAACGGAUGCUGCAAGGGCAACAACGCCCAGGCCAGUGCCAGCACCGACGCCUCCGUCCCCCUCCUCAGAGGCAACAAGACAAACCAGUCCGGCCCCAACGCCAACGCCAGCAACUAUGGUUCUGUCUGGUCAGUCAACAGCAGCAACACCGCUACCUCCGACAGGGCCCAGCAGCUCCAGACCGUCCUCGGCGACUCGGAACCCUUGGGAAGCAAGUGUAGUGCUCAUGAGAGCGGUGGACAGUGCUGCAAGGACCUCAAGGGCGAAGACGAGAGACAUCUAAUCAGCCCCGAGAUUGUCCGUGACGUGUAAGUGCAUGGUACAAGCCCCCGCAAACAUGGCUGACCUAGUCAUUCGCUCCUUUGUGCUCCACUUCAAUUAUACAACCAAUAGCAUCAUUGGCCUGUCAGAUGGACUCACCGUUCCCUUCGCCUUGACCGCUGGUCUCUCCUCCCUCGGUAGCUCUUCUUUGGUCGUCACUGGUGGUCUCGCCGAGCUCUGUGCUGGUGCCAUCUCUAUGGGUUUGGGUGGUUACCUUGCCUCCCAAGCUGAACUCGACCACUUCCACUAUCUCCGCCGCCAGACUCAUGCCCGUGUCCUUCGGUCAUGCUCUGGUGAAAUGGAGCGUGAAAUCCACUCUAUUCUUGGUCCUCUUGGUGUAAAGGAGACCCUUUCGCGACUCGUCGCUGAAGAUCUCCGGGCUGUGGAGGAAGACAUUUACGGUACCGACGAGACUGUCGGUGUCGAAGGUGUCGUCACUCAAUCAGGCCGUGUGACUCCCAUUGAUUCCAAGAGGAGCUGGAACCCUCUCAGCUGGAGGAAGAAGCACGUCGAGGAAGAGAGCGGUGGCUUUGAGGGUACCGAGGACAUGGGCAUGACUGCUUUCCUGUUAAAAUUCGGUGAAGGCAUGGAGGAAGUCCCCGUCUCCCGACUGUACAUCUCUGCUCUCACUAUCGGUCUCUCCUACUUUAUCGGUGGUCUCAUCCCCCUCAUCCCCUACAUGGCCACCUCUUCCGCUGAAGACGGUCUCGUCGCCUCCGCCAUCAUCACCUGUAUCAUUCUCUUCAUCUUUGGCGGUUUCAAGACCUACUUUACCGGUGCCACCGGCGGUUGGUCUGGAUACGUCUAUGGAGCUGUUAGCACGAUGAUUGUCGGUGGUUUCGCGGCCGGGUCGGCCUUUGGGCUGGUCAAGGUCAUGGGCGUUCAGGAAUAAGCGGAUUGGACGAACAGUUUCAUUCAUGCCACUGGUCAGAUUGCAUGGGUCCAAUGGGCUUGUUGGACCCAUCGGCCAUGAGUCUUCUAUCUUUUUUUUCAACAUUGAUCAUCAUUCUACAUAUGUACAAUUACAAUUAGCUGGUUGUGCAGCACUACACCGACGAUGCAACCAUAGACAUUCUCUUUCGGGAGUACAAGAGGUGACACAAUUGAAAAGGAAGGUUCAAAGCGCGCAGGUCAGAAACAAAUGCGAGAUCAUGCAUGCUUC
Messenger RNA from Cryptococcus amylolentus CBS 6039, 1548 nucleotides. RefSeq lists its product as hypothetical. The coding region runs from base 382 to 1278 and encodes 298 amino acids. Gene Ontology annotation, biological process: intracellular manganese ion homeostasis. Gene Ontology annotation, molecular function: manganese ion transmembrane transporter activity; iron ion transmembrane transporter activity. Lineage: Eukaryota; Fungi; Basidiomycota; Tremellomycetes; Tremellales; Cryptococcaceae. Gene Ontology annotation, cellular component: fungal-type vacuole membrane. The record is from RefSeq and is a predicted model, not a curated record. The transcript has 4 exons.